This is a messenger RNA of Brienomyrus brachyistius, 2295 nucleotides long. RefSeq names its product ribosome production factor 1 homolog (gene rpf1). The transcript has 9 exons. The record is from RefSeq and is a predicted model, not a curated record. Gene Ontology annotation, biological process: maturation of 5.8S rRNA; maturation of LSU-rRNA. Gene Ontology annotation, molecular function: rRNA primary transcript binding. The coding region runs from base 59 to 1123 and encodes 354 amino acids. Gene Ontology annotation, cellular component: nucleolus; preribosome, large subunit precursor. NCBI's taxonomy places the organism in Eukaryota, Metazoa, Chordata, Actinopteri, Osteoglossiformes, Mormyridae.
CUUCCGGGUCAGAGAUCGUGGAUUAUAACCUCGGAACACGUGGAACGAACAUAAAAACAUGGAUACCGAAUCUCAUGAGAAAUUGCAAGAAAAAAAGAAGAAGCAGAAGAAAAAAAUGACAAAACAGAAGAAACCAAAAAGAUCGCCAGAAGAAAAUGAGCCACAAGAAGCUGUCAAAGAGCCCGAGAAUCUUGAUAAAGAUUCACAGCCUGUUUUUCCGCCAACAUUCAGUGUGUCAGAAAUAAAAAACAAACAACGGCGACACAUUAUGUUCAUGAAAUUUAAACAAGAGAAAAGAAAAGCAAAGAUGGCCUUGAAGAAGAAAAUUAAAAAGCAGAGGGAAGCUCUUGGUGAUAAGGCACCACCAAAGCCAGUCCCCAAAACUAUAGAGAAUCAAAGAAUCUAUGAUGAAACUACAGUGGAUCCAGAAGAUGAAGAGGUGGCUUUUGAUGAAGGAACGGAUGAGUUUUCCGCUUACUUUAACCGGCUGACGAGUCCCAAAGUCCUUAUUACGACAUCCGACAGGCCCAGAGGGAGGACGGUGCGGUUCUGUGAGCAACUUGCCACCAUCAUACCAAAUGCCCAUGUUUACUACCGAAGAGGCUUGGCGCUGAAGAAGAUCAUUCCUCAGUGCAUAGCCAGAGAUUUCAGCUACCUUAUGGUCAUAAAUGAGGAUCGCAAAGUGCCCAAUGGCCUUGUCCUUUGUCACCUGCCAGAUGGGCCAACAGCACACUUUAAAGUCAGCGGUGUGCGUCUUCGCAAGGAAUUGAAGAGACGGGGGAAAGACCCCACAGACCAUUCUCCAGAAGUCAUCCUGAACAACUUCACCACACGCCUUGGCCACAGCCUCGGACGCAUGUUCGCUGCGCUCUUCCCCCACGAUCCGCAGUUCGUCGGCCGGCAGGUGGCGACCUUCCAUAACCAGCGGGACUUUAUAUUCUUCAGGUUUCACCGAUACAUUUUCCGGAAUGAGAAGAAAGUGGGCAUCCAGGAGCUGGGGCCCCGGUUCACUCUCAAACUGCGGUCGCUCCAGAAAGGAACGUUUGAUUCGAAGUUUGGGGAAUAUGAAUGGGUCCACAAGCGACACGAGAUGGACUCCAGCAGAAGAAAGUUCCACCUCUGAAACACUGAAAGAAGGCUGCUGGCAUCGAUUCUCCGGCCCAGAAGACCCCCGUGUUUUGCCGUGGUGGUGAUCCUGCUCCGAUGAAACCCGCUGUGUGGUGGGCUGUGCUGCAACUGUCAAACGAGGGCCAAAUCUGCAACAUCUUUCUUGUUAAAGUAACACACAUGAAUACAGGUUAUUUAUAUUAUUUUAAACCGGUUUCAAAUAUAUAUUUUUCAAAUCUCCAAAAAGGUAUUCCUUUUAUUUCUCUUAUGUCUGCCUUAAAGGUCUGGGAUGUUCCAUGAGAAAAAUAAGCUAUGAAGCAGGAUAUCAGUAGUAAGGAAAGCAAAACAACAGGUUUUGCCUUAUAAACAGUAUCCACAGUAUGUAUAUGUAUGUAUAUGUAUUUUUCAGCUUUUCACAUUGGCCUCAUGUAUACCUUUGACAGGAAUCUUACCAAAAUAGUACGGUAAUAGUAAAACAGGUAUAAUGGACCAGAAAUUGAAUAUCUGGUUAUAAUAUACUGCGGUUUAGAAUGCUCUAAAGCUGUACUUUUGUACGCGGUGCUUAAUAUUAACCGAAAGUGCAUUACUGCAUAAAUGGAAGCUCAUAAACGGAAAGUGAUCGUUUUAAGCUUGUAUAUAAUAAGUAGUUUAUGGUUUCUUGAGCUGGGCAGCCAGUGUGUCACUACGUAUGUAAUGUGUGUGAAAUGGGCAAAUAGACAAACAGAAAAUCAUUUAAGGAUCUCUUUGUUCUCCAUUCCUCAUACCAUUUUUGUAUUUUAAUCUGGGUCAGUAUUUGCUUAAUAUCAGAUAGGCCUGUUCUUUAUUUUUCCCAUUUUGGCAUCCUGAUACCACUUAUCUGGAAGGUCAGCAUUACGUCCUCCUAGGAAUUCACCAUAAACUAACCUUGAGAUCCCAGCAUUGAUGGUUGUAGCAAUGCUGCGGGGUUGUUUUUUAGACAGACAGAUACUAUUAUUGGUAAUAUUUCUGGCAAAUAUUAGUUGCACGGGUUUUGGAAGGAUCCAGAUACAAUUUUUAUUUUACAGAAUUCCAACAAAUUUUCCAAAAUUUGAUUUCAUGUAGGCAGUCACUCAAAUAUUCAGUGCUGUAACUGUGGGUCUUUUUACUGGAAGAAAUAUAAGAGAACACUUCCAUUUUUGAAAUAUUGAAUAAAAUGUGUUUUAAUUGGGA